UUAUCAUUUUAUUUUAACUUCUUUAAGAAGCUUUUAAUUUUUUUUUCAUCAUGUCACAUUAUACUUUAUUUGCGUGCCUACAUAUUUAAAUAAGUAUUUAUUUACUUGCUACAUUUUAAUUAAUUAAAUACUUUCAUAGUCCACUUGAAAAACAAUUGUGUGUAAAUAUGGAGAUAAUUUAAAUACGUUAAAUGUAUAUAUAUUUGAUUAUGGUUAAAAACUCCCCCGUAUUGGGUUUAGCGGUUAGCGCGAGGACGGAUCCAAUUUCAGUGACGUCGCCCGAAGACGGACCAAUCAGAUCGUCGUAUGCAAAACGACCGUUGAUGACGACGCCAGUUUUUUCUGCCUCUCGUCGGCCGCCAUUUUGGGAGUCAAAACACAGCCAACAAACAAACCGCAGCGCACACCUCCACGCUGCGCUCGUGGGCCUUUUUACUAUGGUUCACACGUGCGUGGUGGCGGGCUGCAGGAACAGAAGGACACCGGGGACGACCUUAUCGUUCUACCGGUUCCCCCGGGACCCCGAGAGGAAGCAGCGCUGGAUAGCCGCCGUGAACCGGGAGGGCUGGGUGCCCAACGACGGCAGUCGGCUGUGCAGCACUCACUUCGUCUCAGGUAAACAGGUGAAGAAUCCUCGGUCUCCGGACUACGUUCCGUCGGUGUUCACGUCGGCGCCCUCGUCCCCGGACAUGAAGGAGCCCGGCGCCCUGGAGGUCCUGGACAAGCAGGAGGCGCGCGUGGAGGCGGCCAACGCCUUGCUGUUCCUGCAGGGCCAGGGCCGGUCCGCGGUGGGGGGGCGGGGCCAGGAGGAGUGUCCCGAGGAGCGGGAGGCCGGCGCCGAGGAAAGCGCGUCCUCCUCCCUCAGCAGCGACGACGACGACGACGAUGACGAGGAGGAAUCCAUGAGCGACAGCAAGAAAGGCCGGUUUGCUCACACGGUUAACUUCGACGAUGUCCUGCGGGUCCUGAAGAAGGAGAACCAGACCCUCAGGGAGUCCGUGGACAAGAUGUCGCUCUCCGAGAACUCCUUGAGGAACGACGCCGAGAAGGUGAAGUUCUACACCGGCCUGCCGAACUUCUUCGUCCUGGAGACGGUCAUGUGGCUGCUGGCGCCCCACAUGGACGGCAUGAAGGCCGCCAAGCUCUCCAAGUUCCAGCAGCUGCUGCUGACGCUGAUGCGCCUCCGCCUGGACCUGCGCAACCAGGACCUGGCAUACCGCUUUGGCGUGAAGGUCGGCACGGUGACCAGGACGGUGCACCAGAUGGUCAACAUCAUGUCCUCCACGCUGGUGCCGACGGCCGUCUUCUGGCCCUCCAGGGCCGAGCUGCGGAAGAACCUGCCGGCGGCUCUGCGCGCCUCCCACCCGGACUGCGCCGUCAUCGUGGACUGUUUCAAGGUGCCCUUCGAGGAGCCGGUCUCCCGGGGCAACCAGCAGCAUCAGCAUCGCCAGGGGGCGGGGACGAGCCCCAACGUGUUAAAGUACCUGAUCGGCGUGGCGCCGCAAGGCGUGGUCACCUUCGUCUCCCGCGGCGUGCUGGGAAACGUCAGCGACAAGACGCUGGCGGAGGGCUGCGGCUUCCUGUGCAAGCUCCUCCCCGGAGACGUCGUGCUGGCGAGCCGCGACCUCCACAUCGACGACUCCGUGGCCGCCAGGGGGGCCCUCUUCAACGUCGCCGGCGGCCCCCGGGAGGAGGGAGAGGGAGAGACCUCGCCGCCGGGCGCCGCCUCCCCGGAGACGGCUAGCGUGCAGCGGCACGUGGAGAGGGUGAUCUCCGUGGUGAAGCGGCGGUACGCCAUGCUCACGGGCCCCGUGGAGAGCCCCUUCACCGCCGUCUCGGAGCGCACCUCCAACCUCUCCACCUUCGAUAAGAUCGUGCAGGUCGCUUGUGCCUUAAACAACUUGUGCAUCUCCGCCGCUCCGCUCGAGUGACCUGAGACGCCUUAAGCUCCCUUUACUGCUCGUGACCUUUUGACCUUUUGACCCGAGUCCAGACACCACAUGGCUAAGAUGCAAUAACUUAUGCAACUCCUCUUUUUUUUAUUAUUAUUUAGUCUUUGAAUGACGGACGUACCUUAUUUUUAAUUGUUGUGAUUGUGAAUAUGAGGGCUGUGGACAGCAGCCAAUCGGAUCCUCCCGCCCAUUUCCUGUGGAUCGACAACAGUAAACAACCAAACUUCAAAGAGCUCUCGGACACGAUGAACACGCCUCCCUCCACUUCGCUGCUGUGUGGUGAAACAAGUGGAACCGGAUCAGAUGGACCGGUCCAGUGAUGGUUUAAUUAAAGAUGUCAAUAUUUACCACGACGUUUGUUACAUCUUUUUAGCGUUCUUAUUCUCAUUCGAUACAAAGCUCCAGGUUUAAGCAAAUAACUUACUAACAAUGUUAUGUUUUAUUCAUAUUUUGGAUUUGAUUUCCUUCCGUUCAGUUCUGAUCGAUCGGGUCGUUUGUGUUGGUGAAAACGAACUUUGACCUUCUUUUGUCGCGCUGCCGGUGCCUUAUAAGUAAGUAAUUAUUUUGUAACACUAACUCAUUCUUUCUAAUUACUAAAUCAUUAUUAUUAUUACUCCAUUCUGAGAUUUUUAAUUAUUUUAACUAAUUAUUUUCAGAUUGUAAUGCAUUAUUUUAAGACAUUAAGUCAUUAUUUUGUAAUACUUACUUAUUUUAAAUUACUAUGUCACUAUUCUUAGAUAAUCCAGAUUCUGAGACUCUAAAUCAUUAUUUUUCAGAUUUCUUUACUCAUUAUUUGGAGAUUCUAACUCCAUUAUUUUGAGACGGUAACUCAUUAUUUUCAGAUAGUUUCACAUUAAAAUGACUUCUAGUGUUUUCUUUUCAAUCACAGCUUUAAUGAGCUUCCUCAGAGUGAGAAAUGUCCCUUUUUAAUAUGUAAAUCUCUUCAUCAACUAGUCAUUGUGUAUUAAUUCCAAACCAUGUCCGAUAAUAACACACUUCCAUUAAAAGACACGUUUUGAAAAGUUCUCCCAAUGUGAAGAAACCAGUUUGGAUAUCGAGGUCCGCUCUGGCCGCCCAGCAGGGAAUGUGCCUUCUUUCCUGACUGCUAAUGGGUGUUUGUGCUGGUUCCAUCAUUUAAUUACAUUAUGCAUCUCUUCCUGUACACCAGAGGAUCAGAACAGUUCAUUAUGUUUUCCUGUCUAAAUGUUGUUGUUUUUAAUCAGAUGAUUCUUCUAAACACUCUUCACACCCUGCAGAUGAACUGGUUAACGUGUCCAUGACCUUCAUGUGACCUCUCCGUUCAUCUCCUCGUCCUGCUGCUGGUCUUUAUCGUCCCGGUCGCACGCGUGACCUUCAGAAGGUUCAUUUCCUGUUUGUUUUUCUUUCCUCGCUUCUGUGACUGAAACAUUAAAGUUUGGGGAAAGCAGCGGCGUCGUGUUUACAGGUGUGUUAAGUUUCUGGGUCAAUGAGUUUGUUUAUUAUAAUCUAUAGGAGGAUAAAACGAGACAUUUCUCUCUGUUUAUUUGUUCUAUUUUAUGUGUAGGACUUAUAAAUGUCAGCCGAUGCUGGACACCAAUUCAAGCUGCCACCGAAGGGUUUGUUUUAUGUUUUUCUUUUAUUAAUAAUAAUCGGCUUUUUUACUACAAAAAACCUCCCCAAAAUGUCAGGUUUCAUUGUCAAUGAGAGGAUUGUUUUUCUUUUUCAUUUGAUUUGUUGAUCAAAAUGUGAACUGUUUAUAUAAAAAAAACUUACAAUAGUAAUUAUAGCUGCUGCUAACUAAAACCACAAGAGCAAGUGACGUUAAUCAAUAUACAGUGUUUGGCACGUGUAUUAAAAGCUGUUUGAUUUGUUGAAAAAAUGUGACCAUUUCUAAAAUGAUUUAAAAAAAAUAUUAAUUACAGCUGCUGCGCACUAAAAGAGUGCAUUUUGUUGUUCACGAUAAAUAAAUA
Messenger RNA from Cyclopterus lumpus (lumpfish), 3901 nucleotides. RefSeq lists its product as uncharacterized. NCBI's taxonomy places the organism in Eukaryota, Metazoa, Chordata, Actinopteri, Perciformes, Cyclopteridae. The record is from RefSeq and is a predicted model, not a curated record. Bases 192 to 1931 code for a protein of 579 amino acids. The transcript is spliced from 2 exons.